UGUAGCGUUCUAGGAGUAAAAAAACAUCGAAGCAUCUUUGAACCAUUAAAAGCACUUUUGAACGGCUCAGAUUGUAUACUACAUCCCGGUGGUGCAAGGGUACGCUACAGGUCUGGUACAUGUUUCUUGUUUCAGUCUUCUUACAAGUCUAAGUGCUUCGUCUUCUCCGUCAUAUUUUGAUUGAAAGCUAUAUUGUAGUCUCCUUUCGUUGUACUAGCGUUAUCCUCCACAAUGUCAUCUCUAGCUUCUAUGAUCAAGUUAAGUACUGCAUUGAAACAAAAAACUCGAGCUCUAUCCAACAGUAUCGUUUCGAAUAUUAAUCUUUGCAGAACCCUUGCUAUUUCGGUGCUCGUCUUCUGCUUGGUCUGCCUAAUCUUUCUCGACUCUUCAAAUCGCUCGUCAUCUAAGUUCUUCUCAUAUCUGCACCCCAGACUCGCACCUUCAAAUCCUUACCCUAACCCUAACCGUUACCCCAGUCGUAGUGAUUCUCCCACUAAUAUUUCUCACCUUGUGUUUGGACUUGUAACUGCUGUAGUAACAUGGAUACCUAGGAAGCCCUACAUAGAUGCGUGGUGGCAGCCAAACGUGACGCGCGGAUACUUGAUUCUCGACAAGCCUCUCUCUGAGGAAUUCCUCCCAUGGCCUUCAACUUCUCCGCCUUACAGGAUCUCCGACGACACCUCCAAGCUCGAGAGAGAAUCCAGACACGUCGCGCCCAUCAUGGUUCGCAUGGUGCACGCGAUACUAGAGACCUUCCGGGAGGGGGACGAGGGGGUGAGAUGGUACGUGAUGGGGUUCGACGACUCCGUUUUUUUCGUGGAGAACUGGGUCGAUGUUCUGGCCAAGUACGAUCACACCAAGUACUACUACAUCGGGGAUUACUCGGAGAGCGUCUUGUCGAAUCUGUUCUUCUCGUUCGAUCAGGGGUUCGGCGGGGGCGGGAUCGCGUUGAGUUACCCUUUGGCUGCAGCCAUGGUGAAAGAUUUGAAAGGGUGUAUUAGGAGAUACCCUUUUGUGAGGUCAGCUGAUACAAUAAUACAGUUCUGUGUUGACGAGUUUGGAGUUCCUCUUACCGUAGAAAAGGGCAUUCAUCAGAUUGAUCUAGUUGGGGAUAUAUCAGGUUACUUAUCAGCCCACCCACAAUCCCCCUUACUCUCCCUCCACCACCUAGAUUUUGUAGACCCUAUUUUCCCUUCAAUGGACCGUUUCCAAUCCACAAACCACCUGAUGAAAGCCGCAAAAAUCGACCAAUUCCGUCUGCUCCAACAAACCAUCUGCUACCUCAAGCCCCAAAACUGGUCUUUCUCCGUCUCGUGGGGCUACUCGGUCCACAUUUACGAGCAAAUUCACCCGCGGAGCAUGCUGAAGAGGCCGCUGGAGACGUUUAGGCCGUGGGCUAGGAACGCGAAGCCGCCAAAGUUUAUGUUCAACACGCGGUGGCCUUGCGAAACUCCGAGGGUUUUCUUCUUUGAAUCUGGUGGGAAGACUUCAGGAAACCAGAUUGUUACUAACUAUGUUCUAUCUGCCUCGCCUGCCUACCCACCUUGUCAGUGGAAGGGGAAUAAUUCGACGGAUUACAUCAAGAAAAUUCAAGUUUUCUCAUCGGCAACUAAGCGCAAGAAGAUUGAAAGAAGUGAAUGCGGGGACAUUGUGCAUGUGAGUGGCUCAAACAUUGCGGUGGUCAAAUUAAGGGAUUGCAAGGAUCGUGAGAUUAUUGCUUGAAUAAUGAAAUAUUAUUGUAGCCAUCCCAUUAGUUUGGUUGGUAUAUAUAGCUGUAAAAUUUAUUACUAGUAUGGAACCAAUUUCACUCGUGGUUUAGAGCAUAAAUUUCAUAAUUUUGUAAAUGAGUUUUCUUUCAAAAUUAGCUUACUAAUUGCAUAUUCAAUACUUUGAGAACCCGUCACUUAGUGUUCCAGACCCCUCUUCUCCUAUACAAUCAUGUGUUGCACAUUUGGUCUUGGA
Molecule: messenger RNA, 1962 nt
Organism: Rhododendron vialii
Lineage: Eukaryota; Viridiplantae; Streptophyta; Magnoliopsida; Ericales; Ericaceae
Exons: 3
Coding region: 232-1722 (496 amino acids)
Molecular function (GO): acetylglucosaminyltransferase activity
Source: RefSeq, a predicted model, not a curated record